Molecule: messenger RNA, 1235 nt
Organism: Suricata suricatta (meerkat)
Lineage: Eukaryota; Metazoa; Chordata; Mammalia; Carnivora; Herpestidae
Gene: SLC35G1
Product: solute carrier family 35 member G1
Exons: 3
Coding region: 1-1092 (363 amino acids)
Biological process (GO): calcium ion export across plasma membrane; regulation of cytosolic calcium ion concentration
Cellular component (GO): endoplasmic reticulum membrane; plasma membrane
Source: RefSeq, a predicted model, not a curated record
AUGCCGCCCGUGGACGGGGCCGCCGAGGUGCCAGAGUCAGGGCUGCCGCUGACCGACGACGCGCCACAGAGCGCGAGUGAGGAGCCGGCGGCGGCCGAAGCAGCGGGGACACCCGGCCCCUGCAGUUGCUGGGUGUGCGGCAACUCGCCUUGCGACUCGGGUGCGUCGCAGGAAGCCAAGAAGAAAGCACCCUGUCGUGGACUUGGCUUGUUUUAUACAUUAUUGUCUGCCUUCCUUUUCUCAGUGGGCUCUUUAUUUGUUAAAAAAGUGCAAGACGUCCAUGCUGUAGAAAUUAGUGCAUUCCGAUGUGUGUUCCAAAUGCUAGUCGUUAUCCCUUGCUUAAUAUACAGAAAAAACGGGUUCAUAGGCCCCAAAGGUCAACGCAUUUUCCUCUUCCUCAGAGGGGCCCUGGGCUCCACCGCCAUGAUUCUUUUGUACUACGCUUACCAGGCGACCUCCCUGGCUGACGCCACCGUCAUCACGUUUAGCGCACCAGUGUUUACGUCCAUAUUUGCUUGUAUAUUUCUCAAGGAGAAGUACAGUCCCUGGGAUGCCCUCUUCACCGCCUUCACGAUCACCGGUGUGAUCCUCAUCGUGAGGCCCCCGUUUCUGUUUGGAGCCAGCGCUGCGGGCACGGAGGAGAGCUACUCCGUUCACCUGAAGGGCACGUUCGCAGCGGUGGCACAUGCCAUCCUCGCCGCCGUGACCAUGGUCAUCAUCAGAAAGAUGGGGAAGUCUGUGGACUACUUUCAGAGCAUUUGGUAUUACGUCGUACUCGGUCUCCUUGAGUGCAUCAUCGUCCUCUUCAUCCUGGGGGAAUGGAGCCUGCCAUACUGCGGAUUGGACAGGCUUUUUCUCAUCCUCGUCGGCCUGUUUGGUUUGGGGGGUCAGGUGUUUCUCACGAAAGCCCUCCAAAUAGAAAAAGCAGGCCCAGUGGCACUAAUGAGGACAUUGGAUGUGGUCUUUGCUUUCAUUUUCCAGAUUAUUUUCUUUCAUGAUGUGCCCACGUGGUGGACAGUGGGCGGGGCCCUGUGCGUAGUAGCCAGUAGUACUGGUGCUGCCAUUCGGAAAUGGUGCCAGAGCUCCAAAUGAGGCGUGUCACAGAAGUGCAUCCUUGGUUUCCGCAUGUGCCAUCCCCCAAUGUGGACACACCAAGUACGCACACACCUGGAAAGUGUGCGUUUCCUUCACUGAUUAUAUUUAAUAAAUUUUGUAAUUAAAGUACCAUUUUUAAA